Messenger RNA from Peronospora matthiolae, 2679 nucleotides. The record is from the annotation of a GenBank genome assembly. NCBI's taxonomy places the organism in Eukaryota, Oomycota, Peronosporomycetes, Peronosporales, Peronosporaceae.
AUGAUGAGUACCAAGCGCGCCGAAGUCCUCCUAGGAAGUGGAAAUUAUUUCCAUUGGGAGUUCAAUAUGAGGAUGUCGCUCGCCAGAAAAGGACUGCUGGCGCACGUGGAGGUGGUCAAGGCGGAGAGUGAGAUAACGGAAGCUUGGUUAGUAAAUGACGCAAAGGCUCUCGGCAUCAUCGCGCAGGGUGUGGAACUACAACACCAGACAAAGAUCCGUUCGUCGACGCGUGCUAUUCAAGCGUGGGUAACACUUAGGGAGUUCUACAAUCGCACUACACUCCACAAUCGGGUCACGAUGACACGGCGCCUCCACGAAUUCAAGAUGGAUGCUGGAACGGCCAUGGCAAAGCAUUUGGACGCUUUCGACAAGCUCGUUGUCGGUCUUCAGACGCUUGGAGAGCCCGUCGACGAGGCACGGCAGCUAGUAGUGCUGCUGAGCAGCCUUCCAGCCGAAUACGAGCUGAUAUCGUCGAUCAUCGAGAACGUCAAGGACAUCACGCUCAUCGAGGUGAAAGAGAAGCUGUUGAAGGAGUGUGAACGGUUGGAGAAGAAAGACGCGACUUCGGAACGAGCAUUUAAGGUCAACGCUGGACGUUUCAAGGGCAACAAGAGGAGUGGUCGCAAGUGGAGCGAUCAGAAGAAGAACUCUAGUGGUUUCCAAGGCAAGUGUUUCAAGUGCAACAAAGUUGGGCACAUGAAGCGGGACUGUCAAGAGGGAACAACAGACGGCGGUGCGGUAUUUGUUGUGAGCACAGAACGUGUAAACGGAUGGUUGAUCGACAGCGGCGCGACCGCCCACAUGACCCCGCACCGUUCCGAUCUGUUCGAGUAUGAGAACGUGAAUGGUGGCAUCGAAGUAACAAUCGCUGACGGAAAGAAGCUGCAGGUCACUGGACGUGGUACGGUACGCUUGCUUGGACUGGACGGUAAACGGAUUAAGACGGUUGAAGUUCUUCACAUACCGGGCCUCGGUCGGCGUCUGUUGUCAGUGGGGAAGCUCGCGGAUCGUGGACUGAACGUGGAGUUUCAGCGUUCCUCAUGUGUUAUAUGGGGAGCGGCUAGCGCAAUUGCGAAGGGUAAGAAGGUCGGCAAGGCUUACAUGUUAGACUGUGAACAAGAAGAAGCUCGGUUCGUCCAGUACGCCGGGGCUGACAGCAAGUGGGAGCUUUGGCACGCUCGCCUGGGGCAUCCCAACCAGGAUGCUCUGGAUAAGACAAGGCAUGCCACGAACGGUAUUCCGGCUGUUGGUCAACCGCCCCAGUCUUUGUGCGGCGGAUGCAUGAAGGGGAAGCAAACGGUGGCUAAAUUUCCGCAUUGUUCCAGCUCGAAGACGUCGCGCGUUCUUGAGCUCGUCCACACGGAUAUGAUGGGACCAAUGAAUAAUCCUUCGAAAGGUGGUGCCAAGCAUGUCCUGACGUUCGUGGACGACUACUCGCGCUACGUUGUGGCCUAUUUCUUGAAAAAGAAGAGCGAGGUGGCCAUUAAGCUUAGAGAGUUCAUGACUUUCUAUGAGAAUCAAUGGGGAGAGCGCAUGAAGUGUUUACGAUCGGAUAACGGAACGGAGUUUAUCAACCAAGAGAUGACGAAGAUAUGUAUGCUGAACGGUAUCGUGCACCAACGGACUGUCCCGUAUAGCCCUCAGCAGAAUGGAGUGGCAGAACGGAUGAACCGAACUAUCAUGGAGAGAUCUCGAAGUAUGCUAUACUACAAGGGCGUUCCAAUGGAGUGGUGGGCUGAAGCAGUUAGUACUGCGGUAUAUCUAAUCAACCGUUCCACGAACACGCACAACGCAACCGUAACACCGUUUGAGCUAGGUUUCAAAGUGAAACCUACGCUAGAUCACCUACGCGUAUUUGGUUCUCGCGGGUACGCUCACAUUGACGAAGCGAAGAGGACGAAGCUUGAACCUAAGAGCUUUAGAUGUCUGCUGCUCGGAUACCCAGAAAACGUCAAGGGUUACCGUGUCUAUGACUUGGACGCUUCCAAGGUCAAAGUUUCUCGCUCGGUGAAAUUGGACGAGCGUGAGGUAGAUGGUAUUUACGAUACACUACCUGCUCAGAUUGAAACAGUUAUUCAUGUUAGCACAGACGCCGAUGAUGAAGUCACGCUCGCACCAGUGGAACUUCAACCCGUCGAAGCAGAACCCAUGGAAGGCGUUGAGAACGAAGCACCGGAUGUAGAGAUGGAGAGCAUGCAACCGAUACAGGACGCUAUACCGCCGCUGCUGAUGCCACAAGAACGGUCAGCUACCACUGGAUUUGAGUUGGAACCGUACCGUGGACCACCGACUAUCUUCGAGGACGAUCAAGUGGUGUUCCAUACCCCUAGAGACCGUUUUAGAAGUUCCCGGGAACCAGUCUUCCUUCUUGAAGAGGGAACGGACGCAGAGGAAGAACGGAAGUCGGAAGGAAGAGAUGGACCGUCCUAUCCGAAGCGUGCCAGGAUCGAUGAAGACGGCCUUAUUGCUGAAGCCGUCCUCGCGUACGCAGCAAGCAUUGACACAGUGGAUCUUCCUACAACAUACGCUCAGGCAAUUGCCAGUGAAGAUUCAACACAGUGGCCGUAUGUGGACACCAAACAUCAAUUGGCCGACAUACUGACCAAGGCGCUAGGAUCCAAGACGUUCAAGUUCCUGCGCGAUGCAAACAGUAUCCAGUGCAAAGAAACCAAGCAGUAG